This is a messenger RNA of Acomys russatus (golden spiny mouse), 2247 nucleotides long. RefSeq names its product beta-transducin repeat containing E3 ubiquitin protein ligase (gene Btrc). The record is from RefSeq and is a predicted model, not a curated record. The transcript has 16 exons. NCBI's taxonomy places the organism in Eukaryota, Metazoa, Chordata, Mammalia, Rodentia, Muridae. Bases 109 to 1968 code for a protein of 619 amino acids. Gene Ontology annotation, molecular function: protein dimerization activity.
AGAGGGCGGGGGAAGGAAGAGGAGGCGGGAUCCGGGCGCUGCGUUGGCUGCGGCCUGGCUUGAAAGGGGCGGCCCCGGCGGAGAGCAGACCCAGUAACCCCGGCGACUAUGGACCCGGCAGAGGCGGUGCUGCAGGAGAAAGCUCUCAAGUUUAUGGCUGCAGUUCCGGCUGGUGGAUAUUGGAGGAAUAAUAAAAAGUGCUCUAUGCCCAGGUCUCUGUGGCUGGGCUGCUCCAGCCUGGCGGACAGCAUGCCUUCGCUGCGAUGCCUGUAUAACCCAGGGACUGGCGCACUCACAGCUUUCCAGAAUUCCUCAGAGAGAGAAGACUGGAAUAAUGGCGAGCCCCCUAGGAAGAUAAUACCAGAGAAGAAUUCACUUAGACAGACCUACAACAGCUGUGCCAGGCUCUGCAUAAACCAAGAGACAGUAUGUCUAACAAGCGCUGCUAUGAAGACUGAAAAUUGUGUGGCCAAAACAAAACUUGCCAAUGGCACUUCCAGUAUGAUUGUGCCCAAGCAGCGGAAACUCUCAGCAAGCUAUGAGAAGGAAAAGGAGCUGUGUGUCAAGUAUUUUGAGCAGUGGUCAGAGUCUGAUCAAGUGGAAUUUGUAGAGCACCUUAUAUCCCAAAUGUGUCAUUACCAGCAUGGGCACAUCAACUCCUAUCUAAAGCCUAUGCUGCAGAGGGAUUUCAUAACUGCUCUGCCAGCACGGGGUCUGGACCAUAUUGCUGAGAGCAUUCUGUCAUAUUUGGACGCCAAAUCACUGUGCGCUGCUGAGCUUGUAUGCAAGGAAUGGUACCGCGUGACGUCGGACGGCAUGCUGUGGAAGAAGCUCAUCGAGAGGAUGGUCAGGACAGACUCCCUGUGGCGAGGCCUGGCAGAGCGCAGAGGGUGGGGACAGUACUUAUUCAAAAACAAACCUCCUGAUGAGAAUGCUCCUCCCAACUCCUUUUACAGAGCACUUUACCCUAAAAUUAUACAAGAUAUUGAGACAAUAGAAUCCAAUUGGAGAUGUGGACGACAUAGUUUACAGAGAAUCCACUGCCGAAGUGAAACAAGCAAAGGAGUUUACUGUUUACAGUAUGAUGACCAGAAAAUAGUAAGCGGCCUUCGAGACAACACAAUCAAGAUCUGGGAUAAAAGCACAUUGGAAUGCAAGCGGAUUCUCACAGGCCACACAGGCUCGGUCCUGUGUCUCCAGUAUGAUGAGAGAGUGAUCAUAACCGGGUCGUCAGAUUCCACCGUCAGAGUGUGGGAUGUAAACGCAGGUGAGAUGCUCAACACACUGAUUCACCAUUGUGAAGCAGUUCUGCACUUACGCUUCAAUAAUGGCAUGAUGGUGACCUGCUCCAAAGAUCGUUCCAUUGCUGUAUGGGAUAUGGCUUCCCCAACUGACAUCACCCUCAGGAGGGUGCUGGUGGGACACCGAGCUGCGGUCAAUGUUGUAGACUUUGAUGACAAGUACAUCGUUUCUGCAUCUGGAGAUAGAACCAUAAAGGUGUGGAACACAAGUACUUGUGAAUUUGUAAGGACCCUAAAUGGACACAAACGUGGCAUCGCCUGUUUGCAGUACAGAGACAGGCUGGUGGUGAGUGGCUCGUCUGACAACACCAUCAGAUUGUGGGACAUAGAGUGUGGUGCUUGUUUGCGAGUGUUAGAAGGCCAUGAAGAAUUGGUACGCUGUAUUCGAUUUGAUAACAAAAGGAUAGUGAGUGGGGCCUAUGAUGGAAAAAUUAAAGUGUGGGAUCUUAUGGCUGCUUUGGACCCCCGUGCUCCUGCAGGGACUCUCUGUCUACGGACGCUUGUGGAGCAUUCUGGAAGAGUUUUCCGACUGCAGUUUGAUGAGUUCCAGAUUGUGAGCAGUUCACAUGAUGACACGAUCCUCAUCUGGGACUUCCUGAAUGAUCCAGCUGCCCACACUGAACCACCCCGCUCCCCUUCUCGGACAUACACGUACAUCUCCAGAUAAACAACCCAACACCAACCUCAUUCUUGCCCAGGACUCGUUAAUGUUGCAGUAUUUAACAUACCUGCCAAGACCAGGAUGAACAACAAUCAAACUCCUACCCGGAUUGCCCGGAUGGCUCAGCGAGGAGCAGGGCUAUGAGCUUCCUGUUGGGACAUAGUCGGUCAGCAGCCGACCAGGACAGUCUGCUCGGCACACCGGCUGCUACACUGCUGCUAUCAGAAGAUGUCUUUAUCUUGUGGGAAUGAUGGGAACUUUCAAGCCUCCCUCCCCUCCCCUCCC